UCAAUCAAUUCCAUCUUACACCUUCGUACUUCCAUUAUUCACUCUCUCUCUCCACUCCCACCAUCCUUAAAGCAUCAAUACGCGUCGUUCCACCUCUUUCCUGCGCAAAAGCUGGCUUUUGCAGAAUCAUGAUAUUUUGAACCCCCUACCAGUUUCACACUAUUUCCUAGUAGCAUAUAUUAUCUACAAAAAGAAAUAGAUUAAAAUAACACAAAGAUGGUAGCAGUAUCACCAUCUUCAAAGAUGGAGAAGCGGAACAGGGAUUGGUCGCAGAUCUAUGCCAUAUACGGCAUGGAUGAAUGGCAGACGUUCUUGUUUCUCUUCUUCCAUGCUUUGGUCUUCUCUGUUGUCUCGAUACUUAUGCUACGCUACUUUGCUCCCGUUGCAGUCUCGCUUUCGGGUCUUCGGAUAUUCUCUCUCCUGCCCGAUGGAUCUGCCCGGUUUGCUGCCGGGUUAAUUGGGUCGAUGACGGCGUUGAUCGCUGUCUGUCUAUUGUUUGCGGCGGCGAACUUUUUAUACUCCGCUGUUCCUCUACGUUGGGAGAUCUCACAGCGUAUGCUCUCUGCUGUUACUGACUGGUCUAAUGUUAAAACUGCGCUUGACGUUGGCUGCGGUAGAGGUAUCCUCCUAAACGCUGUCGCUUUACAGCUAAAGAAACAAGGAUCAUCGGGCCGGGUAGUCGGGUUGGACGAGAAGCGGUCCAUAACGCUACGAACGUUACGGACCGCGGGCCUCGAGGGGGUCCAAGAAUACGUCACGUGUCGUGAGGGCGACGUAAAGAGGCUACCAUUUCGAGACGAUUACUUCGACGUGGUGGUUUCGGGGGCAGCGAUACGUCGGGCCGGGUCAAAAGAAGAGAGGGAAAGGGUGGUGGGAGAGAUGGUUCGGGUUUUAAAGCCCGGUGGGGUAGGAGUAGUGUGGGACCUACAACACGUGCCUGAAUACGUGAGGAAAUUGCAAGAUUUACGGAUGGAUGAAAUUCGGGUAUCGGAACGCGUCACUGCAUAUAUGGUGAGUAGUCAUAUCGUGUCGUUUCGAAAGCCUUGUUAUCAGUUGCUACAAGCGCAGCAGCAGUAUAUGAUGGGCCCAGUUUAUUCUUAUGCUGGGGAAGUCAGACUUGACUGGAGAUGCCAUAAUUUGUGCUAAAAAUGAAAUUAUUAUUACACAUAUAGUGACAAUAAAUAAAGAGGCUUUUUAUUUGUUUUUUCCGGGAAUUUUGGGGAGGCAAAGCCAAGCCAAAAUUUAGAGGAAUUUUAGGGUAGAAGAGAAAUGAGAGGAAAUAUACUAAUGUUAUCAAUAUACUCCUACUAGCUUAUGUGAUUGUGAAUAUAUAUUACUAAAAUUAUAUACUAGUGUUAUUUUUAGUCUA
Molecule: messenger RNA, 1369 nt
Organism: Beta vulgaris subsp. vulgaris (sugar beet)
Lineage: Eukaryota; Viridiplantae; Streptophyta; Magnoliopsida; Caryophyllales; Amaranthaceae
Exons: 2
Coding region: 217-1146 (309 amino acids)
Molecular function (GO): S-adenosylmethionine-dependent methyltransferase activity
Source: RefSeq, a predicted model, not a curated record